AUCAAAAUUAGUUCGACGCUUCACUCAAAGAAUAUGGCCUCACCGACCACCACCACAGCCACGGCGGAGCAAGGCGGAUUCUCCGAUCUUCAUCCCGAUGUUAUAAAGUCACACAUCCUGAGCCGGCUGGACGGUCCAGCCCUGGCCUCCGCCGCUAGCUGCUCCCCCACCCUCCGCCGCCUCUCCGACGACGACAGCCUCUGGUCAAACAUCUGCGAAUCCACGUGGCCGUCCACCGCCACGUCACGGCUGCGCCACCUCAUCUCCUCGUUCCCCGGCGGCGGCUCCCGCGCAUUCUUCUCCCACGCCUUUCCAAUCGCGAGCAGCGCCCGCAGCCAGUCCCCGCCGCCGCCGGAGCUGAUCUCCGCCGUGGACGUGCACUACAGAAACGACCUGAUUUUCACGAAAAUUCAGGAGAUCGAGACCGAGAGCGGGUGGUUCCGGUGCUCGCCUUUCAGAAUCGACCUGCUGGAGCCGAAAGACGUGGUUCCGACGCCGAUCAAGCACCCGGAGGGGGACGAGGAGUGCAAGGAGAUGAUCGAGAACAUGAAUUUGAGCUGGAUCCUGAUCGACGGCGCGGGGAGGCGGGCGGCGAACCUGUCGUCGCAGCGGCCGGUGGCGGUGCAGCGGCACUGGCUGACCGGAGAGGUGCAGGCGCGGUACGCAUCGAUCCUGGCGGUGGACGGGGCGCACGUGCAGUGCGCGAUCGUAGUGACGUGCGGAGGGGCAGAGAGCGGGGAGAUGCAGGUGAGGGAGGUGAGUUUGGAGAUGGAGGACAUGGAUGGAACGCAUUUGAAUGGGAAGGACAGUUUGGUCUUUUUGCAAGGGGCGUUGGAGGGUAGAAAAGGAACGGGGCGGAAUAGGGUGGAGGAGGGUCAGAGAAGGUACGCGGAGUUUGUGGAGAUGAAGAGAGAGAGGAAGGAGAGAAAGCAGAGGACGGAGGGGGCAUUAGAUGUUUUCUGCGUCGCGUUUGGGGUUUCCAUUUUUGUUGCUCUUUGCUGUUUUCUUUUUAACUAACCACACUAUUUUGGUGGGACAAUGAUUUACAAGGGGAAGCUCGGAAUUAGGUCAAGAUUCAUACUCUAAACUGUAAACUGUAAACUGUAUAAAAAUCAUUAAAUAUACCAGAUUUUUUUUUAUUCAA
Messenger RNA from Salvia hispanica, 1144 nucleotides. RefSeq names its product F-box family protein. The record is from RefSeq and is a predicted model, not a curated record. Lineage: Eukaryota; Viridiplantae; Streptophyta; Magnoliopsida; Lamiales; Lamiaceae. Gene Ontology annotation, molecular function: protein binding.